Messenger RNA from Pelobates fuscus (common spadefoot toad), 1837 nucleotides. RefSeq names its product growth arrest specific 2 (gene GAS2). Gene Ontology annotation, molecular function: actin filament binding; microtubule binding; cytoskeletal adaptor activity. Gene Ontology annotation, biological process: actin crosslink formation. The transcript is spliced from 10 exons. The coding region runs from base 376 to 1326 and encodes 316 amino acids. Gene Ontology annotation, cellular component: actin filament. Lineage: Eukaryota; Metazoa; Chordata; Amphibia; Anura; Pelobatidae. The record is from RefSeq and is a predicted model, not a curated record.
GUCGCGUGUUCAUAGAUUUUGUAUUCUAGGACAUUGUGGCUUUCUGAACUGACACGGUCUAAAAGAAAUGUCCCUCAAGAAAGUCCUGCUGUGGAUACACACUUUCUCUGCUCCUGAUUCUCCUGCAAGAAUUCCUCCAAAUUCCCAGUGUCCCAUGUAUGAUGACAGAGAAGACCCUUUCUGUCCUUAAACAGAGCACUUGGGAACCUAAGCGGCUGGGCACAAGCCCCUGGAGGGAAAAAGGGACAGGAGCAUAGUACAGAGAGCGUAUCGUGGUAGAAUCAAAACGGGCUUUAAUGCUCUCCUUGGGACAAGGCUUGAGACAGUCUUCUUGAAGGCUAUCAGCAUUGAAGAGGUAUUUAUUAAUACGAGAAAAUGAUGUGUACAACAAGCCCAGUCGCCCGAGGACCUGGGCUCUCGGACAUGCAUCAAUACAGUCAAUGGUUGGCCAUUAGACACGAGGCAGAUUUGUUGCCCAUGAAGGAGGACAUUGCUCUUUGGUUAACCAAUAUCCUUGGAAAGGAGAUCACUGCAGAGACAUUCAUGGAGAAGCUGGAUAAUGGAGCACUGCUUUGCCAACUAGCAGAAUCUCUGCAGGAUAAAUUUAGGGAAAAAAACUCUGAUAUUAGGAAUCCAGACAAGUUACAGAGUAUUCCAUCGAAGAGGAUACCGUGUAGAGUCAAUGCUCCAUCCGGCUCAUUUUUCGCCCGGGAUAAUACAGCUAAUUUUUUAUCAUGGUGUCGGAGUAUUGGAGUCGGGGAAACCUGUUUGUUUGAAUCUGAAGGUCUGGUGCUUCACAAGCAACCCAGGGAAGUCUGUCUCUGCCUACUGGAACUGGGAAGGAUCUCGUCAAGAUUUGGAGUGGAACCACCUGGGCUAAUAAAGCUUGAAAAGGAGAUUGAACAAGAAGAAACACUUUCAGCACCGACCCCAUCUCCAUCUCCUUCUCCAACCAAGUCACCAGGGAGGAAAAGUACCGGGAAACUGUUAGAUGAUGCGGUUCAGCACAUUUCCCAAGAUCCACCGUGCAAAUGUCCUAAUAAGUUUUGCGUAGAGCGCCUUUCCCAAGGAAGAUACAAAGUGGGAGAAAAGAUCCUCUUCAUUAGGAUGCUGAACAAUAAACAUGUAAUGGUCCGAGUCGGAGGUGGAUGGGAAACGUUUGCUGGCUAUUUACUAAAGCAUGACCCAUGCAGGAUGCUGCAGAUUUCCCGCCUGGAUGGUAAAACCUCUCCGAUUUCAAACAAAUCACCCAACAUCAAAGACCUGAGCCCCGACACCUACCUGGUGGUAUCGGCAAACUACAAAUCCAAAAAGGAGAUAAAGUGAAUAUUAACGAGAAAGGCAGACACCAGAAAACUUGGGGGCCAAGGCCCAGCUCCAGCGUAGGUAUCAGGACCGCCAAAGCCCACCUUUCUUUCAUUGUUUAAUAGAUUUUGUAUCAAUGGUUGAUUGAUACAUUUCAUUUGCUGUUUUUCGCUUGGUGUUUGCCAUUCCUGUGCAAACUAGGUAAAUUUUAGUACAGUCAUCUCUGUAAAUCGAAAAUCAAGAACAUUGUGUAGUGACUUUGAUUAAUUCUUUUUUUUUUUAAAUAAAUACAUACUCUUAAACAUGUUUUGAUUAUUUUGAAACAGUUUGAAACUGUAAAGCUCUGACUUGUGUAGAUUGUUUUAUUACUUAGUAUCCCCCCUUCUUACAUAUUUCUGAUUGCUAUCAAGAAGUAAGACGUGGAUUGAUUUAUAUCAAUAAUUUGCUUCAUCUCUCUGCGCGAGAUAUUUUUGUUCCCUUUUUUAUGAUGAUUAUAAGAAAUUGCAAAAGAAUAAAACAUGUUUCUCAUUAA